GAUCACCAAGAGUCACCUCUGAGCCACAUCCAGAUUUGCACAUGAGACAAAUCACAGAACCCUGGACUCAAACUUUAAUGCUAUAAUUAGAUGAGAGUUCUGACAUCCUGGGAUGAAGAAUCGAGAUCUAACUGCAGAUUUUUCCAUGUCUGUGAUGAAGCCUCCCACCGUGAUCGGUCAAUUCCACACCCUUUUCUUUGGAUCGGUCCGAAUGUUCUUCCUCGGGGUGUUAGGCUUUGCAGUCUAUGGGAAUGAGGCUUUGCACUUCAGUUGUGAUCCAGACAAGAGAGAAAUAAACCUCAUCUGUUACAAUCAGUUCAGGCCAAUCACUCCACAAGUGUUCUGGGCAUUACAACUAGUGAUUGUCCUGGUUCCUGGAGCUAUUUUUCAUCUUUAUGCUGCAUGUAAAAGCAUCAAUCAAGAAUGCAUUCUUCAAAAGCCCAUCUACACUGUGAUUUAUAUCCUCUCUGUUUUAUUAAGAAUUAGUCUAGAAGCGGUAGCAUUUUGGCUUCAGAUUCACCUCUUUGGUUUCCAAGUAAAACCUCUCUACCUAUGUGAUGCUGUGUCUCUCGGGAAAAAAUUUACUACUAUAAAAUGCAUGGUGCCAGAACACUUUGAGAAGACCAUUUUUCUCAUUGCAAUGUAUACAUUUACUGUAAUUACAAUAGUCUUAUGUGUUGCUGAAAUUUUUGAGAUAAUAUUUAGAAGAUUAUGCGUUCUAAUUAGGCAACGACCAAAAGGUUGAUUACCUACUGUCAUGCCAAAAUUAUUUAUCAACCAUUUUUAUUUAGUUUUAUCUCAUUCAGUGAGUAUCUCAAUUUCAAACAUAAAUAUCUGUUUUUCAAACUAACCUCAGUGUGUCUAAAAUUUAUGUCUAGUAUAAAAUACAAUACUCAGUUCUAAGGCAGAGAUUCUUGAACAAAACUUUUGUUCCAUUUUAAUUUUGUCACACAUUAGGAAAUAUACAUGGAACUAAUGUUAACUCAUUUUUAAAUAGUACUUUUACAGAGUUCUUUCAUACACAACAUCUUAAUCAAUCACAGUAUUUUAUGGCCAGAGAAACUUUUAUUAACUCUUUUACACAGGGUAGAAAAAUGAGGCUCAGGGAGAUUAAUAUAUGCAAUCCUAGGAUUCAGCUUUCCUAACUAUAAAGCCAUUUUCCUUUCCAAUUAACUAUGCAGCAUAAACUUUGAGGAUGUAAUUAUUGUAGUAUUCAUGUAAAAUAUAACUUAUUUAAGUGCAAAAGUUGUCAAUUAAUUAUUAAGAGUUAUUCUAUAAUUUGAUGACUAACUUGAAGAAAUGGAGCACUUACAUUUUUAAUAUUAUACUUAUACCGUUUUCUUGGAAUUUUUAAUAUUAAAUGAUAUGGU
Messenger RNA from Balaenoptera musculus (blue whale), 1370 nucleotides. It is a transcript of the gene GJE1, whose product is annotated as gap junction protein epsilon 1. The coding region runs from base 113 to 745 and encodes 210 amino acids. NCBI's taxonomy places the organism in Eukaryota, Metazoa, Chordata, Mammalia, Artiodactyla, Balaenopteridae. Gene Ontology annotation, cellular component: connexin complex. The record is from RefSeq and is a predicted model, not a curated record. The transcript is spliced from 4 exons. Gene Ontology annotation, biological process: cell communication.